AUGACCAAACUCAGUGCCCAAGUCAAAGGCUCCCUCAACAUCACCACACCUGGGGUGCAAAUAUGGAGGAUCGAGGCCAUGCAGAUGGUGCCUGUUCCUCCCAGCACCUUUGGCUGCUUCUUCGACGGUGACUGCUACAUAGUCCUGGCUAUCCACAAGACGGGCAGCAACCUGUCCUAUGACAUCCACUACUGGAUUGGACAGGCCUCGUCCCAGGAUGAGCAAGGGGCAGCAGCCAUCUAUACUACGCAGAUGGACGACUUCCUAAAGGGCCGGGCUGUCCAGCACCGUGAGGUCCAAGGCAAUGAGAGCGAGGCUUUCCGAGGCUACUUCAAGAAGGGGCUUGUGAUCCGGAAAGGGGGCGUGGCUUCUGGCAUGAAGCACGUGGAGACCAACUCCAGUGACGUCCGGAGGCUGCUGCAUGUGAAGGGCAAGAGGAACGUGGUAGCUGGAGAGGUGGAGAUGUCCUGGAAGAGUUUUAAUCGUGGGGAUGUUUUCCUCCUGGACCUUGGGAAGUUUAUCAUCCAGUGGAACGGGCCGGAGAGUAACCGUAUGGAGAGACUCAGGGGCAUGACCCUGGCCAAGGAGAUCCGAGACCAGGAGCGGGGCGGACGGACCUACAUAGGAGUGGUGGACGGGGAGAACGAGAAGGAGUCUCCGCAGCUGAUGGAGGUCAUGAACCAAGUGCUGGGCAAGCGGAGGGAGUUGAAGGCAGCUGUGCCUGACACAGUGGUGGAGCCCGCACUCAAGGCCGCUCUCAAGUUGUACCACGUGUCGGACGCAGCAGGAAAGCUGGUGGUCAGAGAGGUCGCCACGCGGCCACUCACACAAGACCUGCUCAAGCACGAGGACUGUUAUAUCCUGGACCAGGGGGGCCUGAAGAUCUACGUGUGGAAGGGGAAGAAUGCCAAUGCCGAGGAGCGGAAGGGAGCCAUGAGCCAGGCCCUGAACUUCAUAAAAGCCAAGCAGUACCCCCCAAACACGCAAGUGGAGGUGCAGAACGAUGGGGCGGAGUCCGCCGUCUUCCAGCAGCUCUUCCAGAAGUGGACGGUGCCCGGCCGGACCUCAGGCCUGGGCAAAACCCACACCGUGGGCUCCGUGGCCAAGGUGGAGCAGGUGAAGUUUGAUGCCAUGUCCAUGCACGUCCAGCCUCAGAUGGCUGCCCAGCAGAAGAUGGUAGACGACGGGAGCGGGCACGUACAGGUGUGGCGCAUUGAGAACCUAGAGCUGGUGCCUGUGGAGUCCAAGUGGCUGGGCCACUUCUACGGGGGUGACUGCUACCUGCUGCUUUACACCUACCUCAUCGGGGAGAAGCCCCACUACCUGCUCUACAUCUGGCAGGGCAGACAGGCCAGCCAGGACGAGAUCACAGCCUCGGCCUAUCAGGCCGUAAUCCUGGACCAGAAGUACAACAAUGAACCCGUCCAGAUCCGAGUCCCGAUGGGCAAGGAGCCACCGCACCUCAUGUCCAUCUUCAAGGGACGCAUGGUGGUCUACCAGGGAGGCACCUCCCGGGCUAACAGCGUGGAGCCCGUGCCCUCCACACGGCUGUUCCAGGUGCGGGGAACAAGCGCCAAUAACACCAAGGCUUUUGAGGUCCCGGCCCGGGCCGCCUCCCUCAACUCCAACGAUGUCUUCAUCCUCAAGACCCCAUCCUGCUGUUACCUGUGGUGUGGGAAGGGCUGUAGCGGAGACGAGCGGGAGAUGGCCAAGAUUGUCUCUGACACCAUCUCCCGGACGGAGAGGCAAGUGGUGGUGGAAGGGCAGGAGCCGGCCAACUUCUGGAUGGCGCUGGGCGGGAAGGCGCCCUAUGCCAGCACCAAGAGACUGCAGCAGGAAAACAUGCUCAUCACCCCCAGGCUCUUUGAGUGCUCCAACCAGACCGGGCGAUUCCUGGCCACAGAAAUCCCCGACUUCAAUCAGGACGACUUGGAAGAGGAUGAUGUGUUUCUGCUCGAUGUCUGGGACCAGGUCUUCUUCUGGAUCGGGAAGCAUGCCAACGAGGACGAGAAGAAAGCUGCCGCCAUCACAGUGCAGGAGUACCUCAAGACCCACCCCAGUGGCCGGGACCCUGAGACCCCCAUCAUCUUGGUGAAGCAGGGACACGAGCCCCCCACCUUCACGGGCUGGUUCCUGGCGUGGGAUCCCUUCAGGUGGAGUAACGCCCAAUCCUAUGAGGACCUAAAGGGGGAGCUCAGCAACUCUGGGGACUGGAGCCAGAUCACUGCUGAGAUCACAAACCCUAAACAGGAAGUGUUCAAUGCUAACAGCAACCUCAAUUCUGGGCCUCUACCCGUCUAUCCCCUGGAGCAGCUGGUGAACAAACCUGUGGAGGAGCUCCCUGAGGGUGUGGACCCCACCAAGAAGGAGGAGCACCUGUCCCUUGAGGAUUUCAGCAAGACCUUUGGGAUGACUCCAGCUGCCUUCUCUGCCUUGCCUCUGUGGAAACAACAAAACCUCAAGAAAGCAAAGGGACUAUUCUGA
This is a messenger RNA of Pteronotus mesoamericanus, 2484 nucleotides long. RefSeq names its product villin 1 (gene VIL1). NCBI's taxonomy places the organism in Eukaryota, Metazoa, Chordata, Mammalia, Chiroptera, Mormoopidae. Bases 1 to 2484 code for a protein of 827 amino acids. Gene Ontology annotation, cellular component: lamellipodium; actin cytoskeleton; cytoplasm. Gene Ontology annotation, biological process: regulation of lamellipodium morphogenesis; actin filament severing; cytoskeleton organization. The transcript is spliced from 19 exons. The record is from RefSeq and is a predicted model, not a curated record. Gene Ontology annotation, molecular function: actin filament binding; phosphatidylinositol-4,5-bisphosphate binding.